Molecule: messenger RNA, 748 nt
Organism: Manihot esculenta (cassava)
Lineage: Eukaryota; Viridiplantae; Streptophyta; Magnoliopsida; Malpighiales; Euphorbiaceae
Product: actin-related protein 2/3 complex subunit 5A
Exons: 4
Coding region: 178-585 (135 amino acids)
Biological process (GO): Arp2/3 complex-mediated actin nucleation; regulation of actin filament polymerization
Cellular component (GO): actin cytoskeleton; Arp2/3 protein complex; cytoplasm
Molecular function (GO): actin filament binding
Source: RefSeq, a predicted model, not a curated record
AUUGGUAAGAAGUGCCGACUAGUUGUAUAAACGACGUGUCGUCGAUGACGAUCAAUUGUUUUCGUAUUACAUGGUGUACUUGAUUAUGCACCAAAACAGAUCGCCGGGCAGAUGAAAAGAAAGAGAAAUACGGCAUCGUUAGCCUGUGAAUAGAGAAAGAGGUUUGAGAAAGCUCCAAUGGCAGAUACGAAGGAAUUUGUGGAGGCAGAUAAUGCAGAGGCCAUAAUCACCAGAAUCGAACACAAAUCUCGCAAGAUCGAAAGCUUACUUAAACAGUUCAAACCUGUGGAAGCUCUGAAAACCGCCCUCGAAGGUUCACCUCCCAAUACACGAGACGAGCGAUGCAAGUCUGCGAAUUGGCUAGUGGUGCAUAGAGCUAUCAUGGCUAUAAAGGAUGUGGAUGGGAUGUUCUCUUCCUUGGACCCUGAGUAUUACGAUAUUCUUAUGAAGUACUUGUAUAGGGGUUUAUCUACUGGAGAUCGACCCACAUGCGAUCAGUGCCUACGAAUACAUGAAAAAUUGACAGAGAAAGCUGGCUUGGGUUGCAUAUUGCGUGCUCUUGCAGACACUGCAAAUACUGUUUGACUUAACAACUGCAUCUAAAGAUUUUUGCAAACAAAUUAUUUGCCUUGUUAAAUAAGAAAAAUUGUUGGCUCUUAUUAAACAACGGAAAAUGUGGUAUUCACAAUGCAACUAAUUGUUCCAAAUUUGUCAUUAAUUUCUCAGUCGAAUGUGUUUGUUGAAGUUC